AUGGUCUGGACCGAGCCUUGGAUGGUGAGGGUUUAUGAUACCGCCCGCCCGCCUGUAGCCGCGCUCUUCGUCGAUGUGAACCCGAUCAAGAGACGCCCGGGACAGCGUAGCACCCUCCAAAUCCCCGUCCCCGCCGAUGUGGCACCAAUCGUCGCCAUCAGAACGGUUAGGGGAAUCACCCGACCCCCUCGCGUUGCCAGCCUCCCGAGAAUAACCACCAAGGCCCCAGACUGGAGUCCCGUAAGGACGAGGACGAGUUAG
Molecule: messenger RNA, 261 nt
Organism: Chaetomium globosum CBS 148.51
Lineage: Eukaryota; Fungi; Ascomycota; Sordariomycetes; Sordariales; Chaetomiaceae
Exons: 2
Coding region: 1-261 (86 amino acids)
Source: RefSeq, a predicted model, not a curated record